AUGGUCGCCCUCAAGGCCGCAGCCGCCGUCACCCUCCUCUUCGCUCUGCAGGGCGCCCUCGCCGUGAGCCCAGCAGAGUCGUACAGCUCCUCCAAGGUCCGCUCCGCCAAGCACGAGCAGCGCCAGGCCGCGGCGAAGCCCCCCGUCCUCCAGGCGCAGCCCAGCCAGAUCCCGGACCCGACGCUGGCCGCCGGCAACGGCAACGGCAAGAACCAGCAGUUCAUCACCGGCCAGUGCACCGACUCGACCGACUGCGGCGCCCAGCAGUCCGACCUGACAAAGGUCUGCUGCGCCUCCGUCGUCGACCAGGCCUCGGGCAAGACCGUCGGUACCUGCUCCGGCUCCGCGGUCGGCAACGCCGCGCCCAAGCUCGGGUGCGGCUUUGGCGACGGCAAGGCUAACUCGGGCGCCGGCGCUGCUGCUGCUGCCCCCCAGGCCAGCGGUGGUGCUGCCGCCGCGGCCGGCGGUGCCCAGUCCGGCGGUUCCUCCACCAACGCCGCUGCCGGCUCCGCAAGCUCUGGCGCCGCGUCUGCUGGCGGCAACGCGGGUGGUGCUGCUGCGGCGUCCGGCGGGUCUUGCCCUCCUACCAGCACAAACGAUAGCCUCGGGCCCGGCAACGUUGGUGUUCCCGGCAAGCAGUUCGUCACCGGCCAGUGCACCAGUGACGGCAACUGCGCGUCAAACUGCUGUGUGCUCGGCGGCGGCAGCGACAAGUCCAUUGCUGUCUGCCGCAACGAGCCUGCCCUCAAGCCUACUGAGAAGUGCGGCUUUACGUGCACCGCCUAA
Molecule: messenger RNA, 786 nt
Organism: Diaporthe citri
Lineage: Eukaryota; Fungi; Ascomycota; Sordariomycetes; Diaporthales; Diaporthaceae
Exons: 1
Coding region: 1-786 (261 amino acids)
Source: RefSeq, a predicted model, not a curated record